Chrysochloris asiatica (Cape golden mole) is the source of this 489-nucleotide messenger RNA. It is a transcript of the gene FERD3L, whose product is annotated as Fer3-like bHLH transcription factor. Gene Ontology annotation, biological process: developmental process; regulation of transcription by RNA polymerase II. Gene Ontology annotation, molecular function: RNA polymerase II transcription regulatory region sequence-specific DNA binding; DNA-binding transcription factor activity, RNA polymerase II-specific; protein dimerization activity. The coding region runs from base 1 to 489 and encodes 162 amino acids. Lineage: Eukaryota; Metazoa; Chordata; Mammalia; Afrosoricida; Chrysochloridae. The record is from RefSeq and is a predicted model, not a curated record. The transcript has a single exon.
AUGGCGGCCUAUCCCGAGAGGUGCGUGGACUCAACAGUGCUGGACUUCGUCGCAGACCUGUCCCUGGCCUCCCCGGAGGGCCCGUUCCUCUGCGAUUUUACGCCUGGGGUCCCCUUUGGGGACCGAGCCCUUGCACUACGAGAGGGAGGACCCAGGAGGUUGGUGCAGGAGGAGGGGUACCAGGAGGAUGAGGCCGGCGAAGUAGAUGAGGGGGAGGAGGAGGAGGGAGAGCAUGAGAGAGGUGCCUCCAUGCUGGGUCGUCCCAAGAGGAAAAGGGUGAUCACUUACGCCCAGCGCCAGGCAGCCAACAUCCGCGAGAGGAAGCGGAUGUUCAACCUCAACGAGGCCUUCGACCAGCUGCGAAGAAAGGUGCCCACUUUUGCUUAUGAGAAAAGGUUGUCCCGGAUCGAGACCCUGCGUCUGGCCAUCGUCUACAUCUCCUUCAUGACAGAACUUUUGGAGAGCUGCGAGAAGAAAGCAAACAGCUGA